Vitrella brassicaformis is the source of this 4111-nucleotide messenger RNA. Lineage: Eukaryota; Vitrellaceae. The record is from the annotation of a GenBank genome assembly.
CUGAAACACCGAUAUGAGGCAAGAACGGAGGAAACAGAGGCCGGACCUUCUCCGUUGACGACAGCAAGAAGGCAAAGGGCAACACUCCGAGAUCUGCAGUGCCGAUGACCCGAGAGUCGGCACGACCUCGAGGCGAGAACUUGCCAGACCCGCCGGGAACUUCUGAUUUUUUGCAGGGAUCUUGUUUGGACCAGUGCAAACCUGACAAAACCUGACUCCCGUGCCCGAACGACCGCCAGAAAGAGAGAUCCGGGAAGAGCCCCUUGAAACGCUGCCCAUCAGCGAUCGACAUCCAUAGCUUUCCUCCACAUUUCUGUUCUGUCCAGUGCUAAGCACUGCCCCGGAGAGGUCACAAGUGUCCUUCCCAGUGUCAAGCACUGCCCCGUAGAGGUUACACGUACUAGUCCUUUCCCGUGCAGCUCCGUAUAGCUCCGUGCGCAUAGAGCGGAGGCCCUCUGUGGCGUCACGUCCGCCACCAUCGUGAUGGCCUCUGGGAUGUUAGGCAAACGCGUAAGCAGCCAUGCGGGAGGGAUCCAUAACGUGCCACACCCAUCCAUCCCAUCCAAUUGCAUCCAUCCAUUCCCCCGUGUGUGUCAGGACCUGCUCUACAUGCCACCAGAGCUGCUUCCGAAGGCCAAGAAGACCUGUCGGAAGGGCCGCCUGAGCGAGAAGGAUGGCCAGCAGGACGGCGAGCGGGAUGAGCAAGCCAUCAUGGUGAUGGAGCCAAAGGCCGUGGACGUGCAGAUCAAGGUACGCAUGCAAAACAGGGGGUCGGAGCUCAUGAGGGCUGUGAACACACCUGUGUGCGCGUGUGUCUUCUGUCUGUCUGUGUGCAGGAGUUGGUAUUGCCGGGUCACUAUGUCGCCAACUGCUCUGCGGACUGGAAGCAGGGGGCGCGGGGCAUGAUGGUCGACAGACUGUUCGAGGCCGCCGAGGAGCUCAACCUGCACUACAGAGUGCUCUACCUCGCGGCCAACCUCACGGACCAGUUCUCAUACCUAGGUAUGUGAGCCCGCAUAGCACCACACACACCACACACACACACACACACACACACAGAGCGGCGGACGGACACUCUGUGUGUGGGUGCUUCGUGCAUCUGUGUCAGUUUCCAAGUACUGCCCCGGCAUGAAGCGCAUCAACCUCUCAGCCGUACACACAAACACACCCACACCCACACCCACUCAUCUACACAACACACCCACACGUCUGUGUUCAUCGUCAUGUGUGUCAGGUGGGCUACACGUGCAUCUGGAUCGCGCAGCAGCAGGUCAAGGGCGGCGCGUCCUGGGAGUUCGGCCAGAAGAUCGUGGAACUCAUGAACGACAUGCCCAAGAACAAGUCGUAUGACCUCCAGGCGCUCGUAGACAUCGAGAAGAAAGUCAAAAGGUACACCUACACGUCCACACCCCUCCCACCCACAGAAAGAGGGGAAUCCCCUGUCUGUCAUUGUAUGUGUGUCGGUAUGCGUCUGAUUGGUGUGGUGUGGUGUGGUGUGUGCAGCGUUGUUGGAUCUGGUUGUGAGUGCGAGACCGCCGCCGACCUCGUGGUGCGGUACGCCAUGGCCGCCCAGCUGCCGAGCGGCACCGAGCCACACGUGUUCGCGAAGUUCCUGACGGUGAGCCACCCACACCCAUACACGGAUGCACGCCCAUUCACACAUCCGUGUGUGGCUGUGGUGUGGUGUGGUGUGCAGGAGUUGGCGUUGACUGAGUUCGAUCUGUCGAAAUACGGCCCCAAGAUGCUCACUGUAGGCAGACAGACACAAAGGAAUUAACUGCCCAGCCCAGUCCGUGCGUCACGUCUGGUGUGGUGUGUGUUGGUCUGUUCCUUCCAGGCCGCCUGUGUGUGGGGGGCGCGCAGCCUCUGCCUCGACCUGCCUGAGGAGGAGGACUAUGUACGUGUGCAGCCAACACGACACGCACACACACACGCACACACACACGCACACAAACAAACAAACAAACAGUCACAUGUGUCAUCAUGUGUUGUCUGUGCUACCUGUCAUUCACCCACAGCCGCCCGAGUUGGAGCGCAUCAGCGGCCUGACGUACACCGACAUCAUGCCCUGUGUCCAGGAUCUGUGGAGAGCUCUCAAGCAGCUCAAUCGGAGCGAAAACCGCGCCAUGGUGAGUGGACAGUCACACACACACGUGACACACACACACCUGUGGGGAAAGGAGGGCCACGCAAUUACUCUCACCUGUGCCAUCUUUGUGUGUGAUGGUUGGUAUACAUGGAAUCUGCAGGCGAGUUUUCAGGAGCGUUGGCGGACAGAUGAGCGCUACAGCCUCAGUGACAGACUCUACGGCGAGAUCAAGAAACCCACCCCGCCCAGGACGCCCUCUGACGUACACACCCACACACCCACACACCCACAUACGCACAUUGACACAUUGGCGGCGAUGUGGGUGUGCUGUGCGUCAGGGUCUGUGUCUGCCGGCCGACUAUCCUGAGUCAUGUUCGGACGAGUUCAAGACAGAGAUCCGCGGCCACGUGGUGGACCGCAUGAUGGCCGUCUCGGACAAGUUUGGCAUCCAGACGAGGACGCUCAACUUGGCGGUGACGCUCAAGGACAGCUACCUAUACACAGGUACACACACACACACACACACAACCGACACACAGAGAGAGCGGCAUUCAUUGUGUUGGUGUCCUUGGUUGCAUUCUGCGGGCGCAGCAAACAAUGAGUUCGCCAACUCGGGCAUCCCCCGUUUCAGUUUGCUGGCCGUACGCACUCGCGCACACAAACACAAACACACCCACACCUCCCUCUCCCUCAUGUGUGUUGUGUGGGUGUGGUCCGUGUGUGUGCAGGUCGGGUUCACAUGUCUGUAUAUGGCCUCCAGCCACCAGGUCCCUCUCAGCGACCUCACAGCCGCCCUCAACAAGGAGCCAGCGUCUGCCUUCCGCCCCCGCAUCUACACUGAGCAGGACAUCAUCGCCAUCGAGAAGGCCAUCAUCGAGUAAUAGACGAGGCGAACCGAUCAUAGGCACCCACCAUCACGUGUGUGUCCGUUUGAUAUGCAUAUGUGUGUGCAGCGUGGUGGCGAGCAAGCUGACGUCGGUGUGGCUGGCGGCCGAUCGCACUGCUGCCGACUUCGCUGAGCGUUUCUGCACGGCUGGGGGGAUCUCCGGCGGCUCGAAGCACCGUGCAUUCGUCGACUUCCUGCUGGUGAGUCGGACACAGGAGACACAACAGCACGCAUUGACCAGCUUGUGUGUGGCCUGUGUUGUGUGCAGGAGUUGGCGAUGACGGACUUCGACAUGGCGAAAUACACACCCAAGACCCUCGCCGUAGGGACACCCGCACACAGGAAUACAUCCAUCCAUCCCUGCAUCCAUGGAUCUCCCCUACACCCCUGCAGGCAGCCGCCGUCUGGGAGACUCGUCAGAUGUGGAUGGUCCGCCCCGGGCAAUCCCACGCUGGCGAGGAACCAUUCGUAAGCCACACACACACAACACAGACACCCACAGAGAGAAAUGAUCCUCAUCGUGAACCACGUGUGUGUGUGUGUGUGUCAAUCAUGUGUGGUGUAAUGUAGAGCGAGGGACUGGGAGAGGCGAGCGGCCUAAGCGAGGAGGACGUGGCGCCAUGCGCAAAAGACCUCGCGAGACUGCUGAUGGCCAUCGGCCAGCGGAACAGCAUUCCGGUGCGUAUAUCAGCCAGAGAGGCAGACGGCACCAUGUACUCGGGAUGUCCCCCUGUAUCUAUGCAGGCCACCAUGCUGUCGUGCUUGCGCCGGUGGUCAACGACAGAACGGUUCAAGUGGGGUCUCUUCUCUUUCCUUUCUCCCUGAACACCCCAUAUACCGGUAAGGUUGACACCACCACACACAUGCAGUGUCACUCAUGUGUCUGUCGCCCCUCUGUAUGUGUGUUUUCUCCCUCCAGCCAUGCAGCUCAUCCGGGUUAUCACUGGGAUGUACGUGUGGGGUUCUGUCCAUGUGCACGUGUUUCGCUGACAGACAGACCGAGAGACGAACAAAGCGGACUUUUCACUCGUUUACAGCAACGUUCCAGUCAUCUGCUCGUCCUCACACCACAAGCAGCACAAACAACAUACCAAGUCGGCAAAAACCAGUAGCGAAAGACCGUCACCAUAUGAAGC